Podarcis lilfordi (Lilford's wall lizard) is the source of this 6461-nucleotide messenger RNA. The record is from the annotation of a GenBank genome assembly. Lineage: Eukaryota; Metazoa; Chordata; Lepidosauria; Squamata; Lacertidae.
AUGGCGAGGAUCACAAUAUUUACCCGUAGCCACGAAGAGGUGAGCAUGCACAUUCUCUCCUUCCCCAAGAAGGCCUGGUGCGUCACGCAAAGACACCCACAGGCGCUUGCCUUCUUGCGCCCAGGAGGAGCGUCAGCUAGGUUUCCUUGGUGAAGGGGAGUUUUCCACCCACAGCAGCGACUGACAAGAGGAGGCCUUGCACAAGCGCGACAUCGCAAAGGCAUGACUCACGUGGGGGUUGCCGGUUAAGGAGGGAGCCCUCCUUCUCCUCUCUCUGAACUCUGGAAGACAAAAACCUCUGAACUGCGCAUCGCCGCUUUCAAGUGCUUUGCAGCGGGGAAGCUCAGCUGUCAGUGGCUGUCAGAGGAUGGUCUUCUCCUCUUGAGUAACGUGCCGCCGAUUCUUCAUGUCACUGAGAUGCAACAUGCAAGGCAACACAAUGACCAAAUACAACGAUAUGAUAUCAAUAUAGACUCUUGAUAUAAUACAAAAUAUAAGAAAUCACCUAAACAGAAAACUUGGGGAUCUCUGAAAGUCACAAAAUAUGCACUCUUAAUGGAUUCUCUUGAAAACAUAAAAUACAGCCAUACCUCAUGUUACAUUUGCUCUGAAAGGGAAGCGGUAGGGCAGAGCAGGGCAAGCUCCUUUGGGGCAGAGCGACCAGGGAAAUAGGGUCCAGGUAAGGCCCUAUUUGACGUGGGUGGCGCUGUGGGUAAAACCUCAGCGCCUAGGACUUGCCGAUCGCAUGGUCGGCGGUUCGAAUCCCCGCGGCGGGGUGCGCUCCCGUCGCUCGGUCCCAGCGCCUGCCAACCUAGCAGUUCGAAAGCACCUCAAAGUGCAAGUAGAUAAAUAGGGACCGCUUACCAGCGGGAAGGUAAACGGCGUUCCGUGUGCUGCGCUGGCUCGCCAGAUGCAGCUUGUCACGCUGGCCACGUGACCCGGAAGUGUCUGCGGACAGCGCUGGCUCCUGGCCUAUAGAGUGAGAUGAGCGCACAACCCUAGAGUCUGGCAAGACUCGGCCGUACGGGCAGGGGUACCUUUACCUUUACCUUUAAGGCGCUUUUUAAACAGGCCAGAGCAAAGUCGAAAUAUAAGAAAACGUUCUCUCUCUCUCUCUCUCUCUCUCUCUCUCUGUGUGUGUGUGUGUGUUUUAAGCUCAUGUUACUGGGAAGCAGUGAGACAGGAUGGUUUUUUGAAACACAUUAACAACAACAACUUAUUACUUACACCCCGCUCACCUGUCCGGGCCUCCCCAGCCACUCUGGGCAGCUCCCAAUAAGAUAUUAAAAACAUGAUAAAACAUCAAACAUAAAAAAAUUCCCUAAACAGGGCUGCCUUCAGAUGUCUUCUAAAAGUCAGACGGUUGUUUAUUUCCUUGACAGCUGACGGGAGGGUGUUCCACAGGGCGGGCGCCACCACCAAGAAGGCCCUCUGCCUGGUUCGCUGUAACCUCACUUCUCGCAGGGAGGGAACCGCCAGAAGGCCCUCGGGAGGAGGACCCCGGUGUCCGGGGCGGAGACGCUCCUUCAGGGAUACAGGGCCAUUUAGGGCUUUCAAGGUCAGAACCAACCCUUUGAAUUGUGCUCGGAAACGUACUAAACGUAUAAAGCAUUAAUAAAGAAACAGAGUGAAAGAGAGAGUGUUGGUGCUGACCUUUAAAGCCCUAAAUGGCCUGGGUCCUGUAUCCCUGAAGGAGCAUCUCCACCCCCAUCAUUCUGCCCAGACACAGAGGUCCAGCUCCGAGGGCCCUCUGGCGGUUCCCUCCCUGAGAGAAGCGAGGUUACAGAGAACCAGGCAGAGGGCCUUCUUGGUGGUGGUGCCCGCCCUGUGAAACGACCUCCUGUCAGAUGUCAAGGAGAUAAACAACUACAGUGGUACCUCGGUUUACGGUCUUAAUCCGUUCCUGAAGUCUGUUCUUAAACCGAAACCGUUCUUAAACCGUGGUGCGCUUUCCCUAGACUGAGGCAAAGUUUGCAAACUGGGACACUACUUCUGGUUUUGUGGAGUACGUAAACCGAAUAGUUCGUUAACAGGGCUGUUCGUAACCCGAGAUACUGCUGUAUAUGGCUUUUAGAAGACAGCCCUGUAUGUUCUUUGACCUUGUAUCGUGUUUUUAAUAUUCCAUUGGGAGCUGUCCAGUGUGGCUGGGGCAACACAGACAGAUGGGUGGCAGAUAAUUAAAUUGUUGUUGUUGUUGUUGAUCAUACAAGCUUCUUGCUAGGUUGUUGCUCUCAGUUCCAGCCUGUGAAUGAAGUCGAAUACCUCUGGACAACACAGCAGGGCUGUUGUUAACCACUCAAGAGUGUGAACUGUAUUGCAGGGCUGUUCUUAUAAGCCGCCGCCUCCCAGCCACAGGCCCUUCUGAAUCUGGGGGUGUACCCAGGGUUUGUGUGGGGAUGGGGGCCCCUCCCCCUCAUUCAGCACGUCCUCUGGGGCCCAUAUUAUUUCCCCCAUGGAAUCUGGGAAGACCUUUUCCAUGGAAAAUCCAAUAGCAGUUCUUCCAGAUGAGGACUGUAAACUCAAUUAGCACUAGUGGGUCAGGGGGCUCCCACCCCCAGGAAAGGAGUAAAUCGGGAUGGUUUUGAAUUGUUUUCAUUUAUGAAAUCGUUUUCUAUAAGGCGUGCCAUUCUUGUUGAAGUGGUUUUAUGUUGUUGCUUAAUUGCUGAGCGAUGUUUCAUACGAAAUGGAAGGAAAAUAAAUGCAUAAAUAAAUAGGUUGUGUGAGAGAGAGAUUUGCAUGCCAAUGGCUGUUGAAAAAAUGACCUUGCAUGGGGAGCAUUCAUCCCAUAAUAACCCCUCUCUGCUAAAAACAAAACAAAACACCACGCUGUUUUCUUGGCUCUGUACACCCGGGAAAGGCACCCUGAACGUGCUCAGAGGCACCAGCAACGCGCGCAGUCAGCGGGGGAACCGGAUUAGCAGCGGGUCCGCUUUGUUGCUCCGCAUCCACCGAUCUAGAACAAACGGGCCACCGGCUUCAAGAGCACCCACGGGGGGGUCUGCCCGCCACCCAGACUAUUGGCGAGGGGGGAGCCGCCCAAAGAGGUGCCGGGGCUCAGGCGCGCACGACGACCCGCGAAUGCCUUUACGCGCAGAGCGCGCAAGGAGCCAGCUGGCUAAGCGAGGGGUUCCCCGAGCAUGUGCAGAGCGCCUGGGGGGGCUGUGAGGCUCUGCAGCCGAGCAGGGAAGGUCCGAAGCCGGAGGAGGAGGAGAGGAGGCUCGGCCCCUCUCUCUCUGCGCGCCACCGCUGCUGCUUCUCCUGCGCUGUCCGCCUUCCUUUUAUAGCGGGGCUAAAUUUAGGCCGGCCCGGGGCCGGGCCAAGCGGCAGUUCCAGCCCCCUCCAGGCAGCAGCGCCGGGUCCCUCCGCCGCCUGCCUUCCCGGGACGCGCUUCCUGCGCCCCCGCCAUUGGCCUGCGCGCUCGACGGCGCGGCUUAAAAGGAAGGCGCCGGCCGCGCCGGGCAGACACAUCCAAAAGCCUCCGAGAUCAUGGCGCUCCUGCCCGCGCCUAGCCUGCCCUCCUUCGCCUCCUUCUGCAGGGACAGCAGACCGGCCCACCAAGUAAGUACCUCGCUCGCUCGCCCUCCAGGCUCUCUGCACAUGCUCAGAGGCACCGCGCUGGGCGCUGAAAAGAGGGACUUUGGGGGUGCUGCGGGGACUUCUCCAGGGGUCAGGAAGGGAGUGGGCGAGCCGGCUGCUUUUUUCCGACGGGGCGGGCGGGCGGGAUCCGGGCUCCGCGCGCCCUUCGCUCACGGGCCCGUUUCUCCCCUUCUUGCAGCGCUGGAGCUGCGGACUGCCAGCGGAGAAGCUGCCCUGCGGAGGAGACCUCUGCUGCCCUCCCGGGCCGGGCCUGGACGGGCUAUGCGCGCCGUCGAAGGACGACGAGGACCUCAACCACGUCCUGGACUUGAUUCUCUCCAUGGGCAGCGGCGCAGACGGAGGGUCUUUCGGCCCUGACAGCGGCGCGCCCCGCGGGGAUUACGGCGCCGGACGGGAGCCCUUCUACGAGCUCAGCCCUUCGCCCGACGGCUGCAGCGGCGGCGGCGGCUACGAGCCGAUGGAGCGGGGCAGCCCUCCGCCCUACGGCGCCACCGCUGCCCUCCUGCCCGAACUGGAAGCUGCCCCCUAUGUUUCUUUCCCGGGGGCCAACGGUGGUUUCAUCCAGGGCCGCUUCUUCCUCACGUCGGCGUUCGCGGAGGGCCCCAAGCCGGAGAUGUCGUGGCCCCAAUCCUGCGCGCAGAUCAAGCAGGAGGGCGCAACCCCUACGCCCUGCAUGCUGGCUGCGUCUCCGCCGCUCCCGGGGGCAGAGACCCCUCCGCUCAGCCCCGACGACCUCUUGGCAGCCGCAGCCGCCGCCGAGUGCCAAGCCCCCCUCGGGCGCCACGCGCAGCCCCCCUACCCGGCGCCCUUCGCCCAUCCUCUCCACUACCGCCAGCACCCAUCGCAGCAGCAACAGAGCGCGCCGCCCGCCUUCGCCUUCUUCGACGACAGCUUGCCUUGCCCGGCCUCUGCCCCGAGGGGGCUCCUCACGCCUCCGUCGUCGCCGCUGGAGCUGCUGGAAGCCAAGCCCAAGCGCGGACGCCGCUCCUGGCCGCGCAAACGGACUGCUACCCACACCUGCACCUACGCCGGCUGCGGAAAGACUUACACCAAAAGCUCCCACCUGAAGGCUCACCUGCGCACUCACACAGGUAAGCGCAGGCUUUGCGCGCGCCAGGUGGCGCUAAGGACCCCACCAGAGAGGUCUGGACCAGAGAGUCCAACCCCCUCGCCUCCACCUGAGGGUCUGGACAGGCCACCUAGCAACUCCCCCCCCCCCCAAAAAAUCUUUAUUGGUUUUCUUUUUUACAAAUCAGUGAAACAAAUUAAAACAAAUUUAACACGCGAUUCCCACGCCCCCCUGCUGUAGCAACCUGUAUGCCCUGGAUCGGGGUGCCAAUUUGAAUUUUUAAAAUGGGGGGGGGGUUCCCCGGGUAAGCCCCGCCCCACAUAAUCGAUCACAUGGCACUACACACAACUGGAAUGGCAAUGCCCAUUUUUAUAUAUAUAUAUAUAAUAUUUUUUUGGGGGGGCUCUAAUAUUUUAUUGUGGGGGGAGGAGACCUUUCGGCCCCUACGCGCUGGAUACUUUUCAAUUGCGUUCCGUUAUUUGCUGCUUUUGCUUCUAACCUCUUGCAUUCCGAUGCGAACUCCGCAGAAUCACAAAAAAAACGCAAAGUUGAGCAAGCAAUAAAUAAUACAAUUGAAAACCCAGUGCAAAUAUUGAGGGGCGCAGGGUGGAGUUUGUGGACCACCGCAGUUCGGGAGCCCCUGGUGGAGGCGAAGCUGAGGUGCAUGGAGGGAAAAGCAGAUUUUUUUUCUUUCUUUCUGCGUCCGUUAAGUCUUCCAAAACAGCAGAGAAAGAGGCUUCCUGUAGCCUGGCCCCAGUUCUCUGAAAAUCUGGCAGGCGGGCGUUGGCUGUUGCUAAAACCACCGUCGAUGCCACCACUAAAACUCUCUAACCAGAGAGCUGUGGGCUCUCCAGAUUGGCUGGCCGACCCACCUCGCCUUGUGGCAUUGGGGUGUUUGUGUGUGUGUGUGGGGGGGGGGACAUCGGUGCCCUUGCCGGUGCUGGUCCUCUAGGUCUGUGACCAUUGGUCAUGCUGGCUGGGAGUGCAGCAACAUCCCGGCGUGAAAUUGCGCACAGUGGCUCAUGAGAGCUUGGCAACGCUUAAGGUGGGGCUGAGCGCUGGGGGGCUCUGGGCUUGGGGGCGCAGCUGAGAGGCGCUGCCAAUUGACAGAGGCAGGCUGUGUCUUAGGGGGAACAAGGUGCCAGAUGGGCGGCGUAUAAACAUUAUUAUUAUUGCUAUUAUUAUUCGCGCGCAAAGGGCGUCUCCAAGCCCAGCUGUGUUAGAGUCGCGUUUCCCCAACUUGGAUCUCUUUUUCCCCCCGGACUACAACUCCCAUCAUCUGUAGCUAGCGGUCAGGGAUGGUGGGAAUUGUAGUCCGGAAAAAAACACCCAAGUUUGGGGAACGCUGGGUUCAAAUCUUCCCCACCCCCCACUCAGCUUCGAAGCUCACUGGGUGACCUUGGGCUACUGCCUCUCUACAUAACCUGCCUCACAGGGUUGUCGUGGGGAUCAAAUGCUAGAAUCGUAGUUGCGAGGGACCCUCAAAGGUCAUCCAGCCCAACCCGCUGCACUGCAGGAAGAGGGGGAACCAUGCACGUCGCCUCUUUGAGCUCUUUGGUUGCAUUUCUAUCCCGGGUAUUCCUCCAAUCGACACUUACCCCGCUUCCUUCCCUCCACAGGCGAGAAGCCCUACCAUUGCAACUGGGACGGCUGCGGCUGGAAGUUUGCGCGUUCCGACGAGCUGACGCGCCACUACCGCAAACACACCGGGCACCGGCCUUUCCAGUGCCACCUCUGCGACCGCGCCUUCUCUCGCUCCGACCACCUGGCGCUGCACAUGAAGAGGCACAUGUAG